Messenger RNA from Beta vulgaris subsp. vulgaris (sugar beet), 1155 nucleotides. RefSeq names its product soluble inorganic pyrophosphatase 1. Gene Ontology annotation, molecular function: magnesium ion binding; inorganic diphosphate phosphatase activity. The record is from RefSeq and is a predicted model, not a curated record. Gene Ontology annotation, cellular component: cytoplasm. The coding region runs from base 158 to 826 and encodes 222 amino acids. The transcript has 9 exons. Lineage: Eukaryota; Viridiplantae; Streptophyta; Magnoliopsida; Caryophyllales; Amaranthaceae. Gene Ontology annotation, biological process: phosphate-containing compound metabolic process.
UAGAAGAUAUUGCGCUUGCGCAAGUACUGUGCUACUUCUAUUAUAAAAACCCCUCAAAAUCAGGAGAAGUUUAAGGAAUUUGUAGAUCUCCGAUUCUUCUGUAUUCGUUCAUUCUAAAAGCUUUCGAUUUUACGCUCUUCGCUAAUUUUUCUGAAACAUGGAUGAGGAGAUGAAUGCUGUUGCGGAGAUGAAUGCUGUUGCUUCUAAAGUAAAAGAAGAGUAUCGCCGAGCUCCGAAGUUGAACCAAAGGAUCAUUUCGUCAAUGUCAAGGAGAUCUGUUGCGGCCCAUCCUUGGCAUGAUCUCGAGAUUGGACCUAAUGCCCCUGAAAUCUGUAACUGUGUUGUUGAGAUACCUAAAGGGAGCAAGGUCAAGUAUGAGCUUGACAAGAAAACUGGACUUAUUAUGGUUGAUCGAAUAUUAUACUCAUCUGUGGUCUAUCCUCACAACUAUGGUUUUAUUCCAAGAACAUUGUGCGAAGAUGGUGACCCCAUGGAUGUUUUAGUGCUCAUGCAGGAACCAGUCGUCCCAGGUUGCUUUCUUCGAGCCCGGGCAAUUGGUUUAAUGCCUAUGAUUGAUCAGGGGGAGAAAGACGAUAAGAUAAUUGCAGUUUGUGCCGAUGAUCCUGAAGUUCGCCAUUACACUGAUAUCAACCAGCUUCCUCCUCAUCGUUUGGCUGAGAUCAGACGCUUUUUUGAGGACUACAAGAAAAAUGAGAACAAAGAGGUUGCAGUGAAUGAAUUUUUGCCAGCUCAAAUUGCUCAUGAUGCCAUCCAGCACUCUAUGGAUCUCUAUGCGGAAUACAUCCUACAGACAUUGAGGAGAUGAUGAAUGGCACUUUCAAUUAUUGUCAUUCAUAUCCUGAAGUAAUAUUGAAGGCUUUUGGUCACAUUGUUACAUCUUAUUUUUGGUGCUACCUAUUUAAGAGUCGAUGUUGGAAAUCCCAAAAGAAAGAAAAGGAGAUUUUCCCUGUUCCUUUUCUGAAUCUUCUUGUCGAAAAUUUUAUGUAUUGUAGUAAAGCUAAAACAAUCUUCAUGAACUUUGAAGUUGAGUUUCCUGUAUCAUGUUUGGUUUAGGAGGCUAUUGUAAUUGUCAUUCAUUCGACUGUCAAUUGUCCUUUUCUUUUAUCUAUAAAAUAUACAUUAUUUUUGUUAUAA